Molecule: messenger RNA, 1780 nt
Organism: Carcharodon carcharias (great white shark)
Lineage: Eukaryota; Metazoa; Chordata; Chondrichthyes; Lamniformes; Lamnidae
Gene: tomm22
Product: translocase of outer mitochondrial membrane 22 homolog (yeast)
Exons: 4
Coding region: 57-440 (127 amino acids)
Biological process (GO): intracellular protein transport
Cellular component (GO): mitochondrial outer membrane
Source: RefSeq, a predicted model, not a curated record
GGUCAUUCCUCCUGUCGUUGUGCGCAGGCGCGAGGCUGAGGCCUUGGAGUCCGGCGAUGGCGGAGGAGCAGCGAGUGGAUCCGAGGGUUGUGGCCGAGGAGGAACUCGAGGAUGAUGAUGACGAGCUCGAUGAAUCCCUCUCAGAAAGACUGUGGGGAUUGACUGAGAUGUUCCCUGAGGGCAUGCGGAAUGCCUCAGGACUCGCCGCAGACUGCUCUGUGACGCUGGCCAAGAAAGUCUACAGUUUUGCCCGGUCAGCUCUGUGGGUGGGAACCACAUCCUUCAUGAUCCUGGUCCUGCCGGUCGUGUUUGAAACUGAGAAACUCCAGUUAGAACAGCAACAAAUCCAGCAACAGAGACAGAUUCUGUUGGGCCCGAAUACAGGACUGUCUGGUGGAAUGCCAGGAAUGCUGCCAUCACCAGUUCCAGGGAAAAUAUAAUGGACUGGACACCUUGAGAUGGAACUGCUGACGGAGCAAGGGAAAGGGAUUAUGGGAUGGAUGUAUUUUUGGGUUUGGGGAGGAGGACUUGGCGUCUUGAACAAUGCUGUGUCAGCAGCUCAUGGCCAGCAAGUCUGGUGUUCAUCCUCAGUGUUCACCUCUGGAGCAUUCAACAGACUGAGCAUCCUAUCUGUGAACACUGCAAGCUCAGGGUUGUAGGGUGGGGAGAAUCGUAAUUAAAAUCUGCUGGAACAGUCAUGGGGGUUGGGGUGGGCGGGUUUGGGGAGGGGGGUAUUCGGGGGGAGGCCUGAUUGAUUCUCAGAGCCCUUUUACUAAUGAACUGCAAUUCAUCUAAAUCACAGCCACCAUUUGUCUGAGUCAUUCCAUCAGAAACAUUGGGCACUGAUUGUGGGAGCUGGAGUUUUUGCCCAAUUGGCAGGUCAGUGCCCCACUGGUGGGGUGUGAGGGACUGCACUGUCAGCAUUGUGCAGUGGAGGGGGUGAGGGACUUCUCUGUACCAGUGUAGUCCAGUAGGGGAGGUAUGAGGGAUGGCUGUUGUGCCAGUGUAGUCCAGUGGGGGAGGUAUGAGGGACUGCUCUGUGCCAGUGUAGUCCAAUAGGGGAGGUAUGAGGGACUGCUCUUGUGCCAGUGUAGUCCAGUAGGGGAGGUAUGAGGGACUGCUCUGUGCCAGCAUAGCCCAGUGGAGGGGGUGAAGGUUGGCUCUGUGCCAGUGUAGUUGAGUGGGUGUGAGGGGCUGCUCUGUGCCAGUGUAGUCCAGUGAAGGGGGUAUGUGUGCCAGUUCUUGGUUGCACCUGAGGACCUUACCUUGGGAACAGAGCAAACCCUGAGUCAGUCUCUGCCUCCCCUCACAGUGGGAGAGAGUUGCAAAGACAGGGAGCACCCUCAGCUGGUUAUUUCAGAGGUAGCAUUAUUGCCUGAGGUGAUUGAUGGGCAUGGCAGUGGCUCAGGACAGAUGAGGCACCAGUGGUGGCAAACGCCCCCAGAGCCUGGGUAGGAGGUCAGCGGCUCACUGCAGUACGAGACAUGCCAGCUCCCUGCAGCCUGAUUUCUCCCUUUAAACCUGGGAACAGAGUCUGGAUCAGCGUGACAGGUGAGGCGGGGACCUUGGCUGGUUGGAUCACUGUAAGCUCUGCAGGGUUUAGAAGCCCAGAGAUUACAGCUGAAUUUACCUGUGACUGGGACAGUCUGACACUGAGGAAGCCUCCACCAUAUGUCACAUGGAGAUGAGAUUGGUUUGAAUACAAUGCCUACAGAAAUGGUGAAAGGUUACUGUUGAGCUGUUUGACUUGUACUUGUGGUUUAAUAAAUGCUUAAUACUG